Molecule: messenger RNA, 2168 nt
Organism: Linum trigynum
Lineage: Eukaryota; Viridiplantae; Streptophyta; Magnoliopsida; Malpighiales; Linaceae
Source: the annotation of a GenBank genome assembly
CAAACUUGUAAUUGAUUGGCCUCAUAUUAGUUAUGUGAUUUGUGGAUAUUUUUUUGCUUUGUCUCGAUAUUAUUAUGUGAAGAGACCGCGAUUAGGAGAAGGACCAUCCCAGCUCGUCGUGGCAUGAUCGAAACGUGGAGGGCUCCGAGGAAAAUGAUAAAAAAUAUUAUCGAAAAUUUGGCCAAGCAAGAAAACAUUUGAACUAUUCCUUUUUCAUUUUUGUGGUUGUACUUUUACGGAUUUUAGAUUAUGAGAUUGUAAAGUUGGAAUGACACUGAAUACUAGUUGUAUCGCGGUUUGUGGAAAAACGACUUUAUUUAAUUAUGAAUUUGUUUAAACUAAAUAUCAACACAAACAAACACAUAUAAACACCACAUAAAACAAAUAUCCAACCAUCCAACCAACCCAGACUAAUAUUCGACGUGGCAAACUAAUAUCCGUUCACCAUAAAAAUGUCCACACCACCCAGACUAAUAUCUCACCGUCUAACACUAAUAUUCGGUGAUACCAUAAUUAAUAUUGUCACCAUUAUAGACUAAUACCCACCACACACAGACUUAUAUCUAACUGUCACAAAGUCCAAUGUAUUCAAAAGUGAGUUUCUACGUAGAAACUUUUUGGUGAUUUAGAACCGUAAAAUCAUAAGUUUUAAAGCGAAUUUUUUAACUACAAUAGUUAUAAAAACUGAGAUUUUGUGUAGAAGCUUUUUAGUGACAUAGAAACGUAAAAUUGUAAGUUUUUAAGUAUUAAAGCGCGAUUUUGACUACAUUGUCGCAGACUAAUAUCUGACUACACAAUUGACUCACUCCUACUAUCACUCUAGAAAAUGGCCAAGUGUAACCACUUCCUAAAGCGUAGUAUAGCGGGUUUCGAUUUUAAUGUCAACUCGGGUCCUAGACGUGAUGACUACUUAGUGAAUUCUUAUUAUUUAGCGGUGAAACUUUAGUGCAAGUUCAAACAAGCAAACAAGCAGAGCAAGCAAGAAGGUUGUUUUCAAGUCAAGAGAGGUCACAUGGAUAUGGUUCCCCCUAGACUGCAGUUAAGCCAUAUUGCAAUUUACCAAGUUCAGUUUUAAUGAUAGUUAUACUGCGGGAGGUUCUUAAGCAGUCUGAAGUCUCGACUAAAGGUCUCCAAACCCUCUCAAUCUGAGUCCCCAGCGGGCGACUAACCUCCACCGGAGUAAACAGAUUGAGGCCCUAACGAACCAAACCUCCACUAUCGAAGUAAAUUCGUUACAGAAUAGUGAAUUGGCUCCUCGACUAAAGUCGCCAAUUCACUACCUUCAAUUAAGGGUGCUCUAUCAACCUAGGCAUAUAUUCUCUUUCUACGUUAAAGCAGAAACAACAGGAAUUUGACCAGGAUUCAUGCCAUCCAAUAAAUCAAACCUCAAUUGAAUAUAAUCAAAUCAUAGAAUCUAUACUUGGGUUCAUACAAUCAGACUUAACAUAAAAAUCUAGGGUUCUCCAUACCCAGAUGAAUGAGGAAGUUACUCCAUGGAGAGAGAAGCAAAAGCAAGCUCAGAUGCAGAAAUCAUGCUGUGAAGGAUGGGUUUCUGCUCCUGGUCGUCAAUUGGCACUUAUCCAAGUGUGAGCCGAGCUCCAAUGGUCAUGAAGAUCAAGAUAGGGAACUUGGGAACUCUGGUUCGUCGCUCUUUCUCUCUAGGAAUCGCUUUCUUUCUCUAAAACUCCGAAAAAACCUAGACUUUUGGCCUUCUUUUCCCUUAAGAAGCUGUCUGUUGCGAUCCCCGGCCUGAAUACCGGGUCGGGUAUUUUGGGUGGCGACCGGGUAUGUUCGAAACGCACCGUCUGGUGACAGGGAAAAUCCCCGGUCAUGGCCAAGAAUCACCGACCAGGGAUUUCUGCUUCCUGCCCGGGCCCCCUUCUGCUUCUCAAAGACGCCCGAAGCGUCAAAUCCCCGGUCAUCUCCAAAUAAUACCCGACCGGGUAAAUCUGCUCAUGGCCGGGUAUUUUGCUCCUCCAGCACACUUCACCCCAAACUUGCUCCUUUCGACCCCAAACUCGUUUCUUCGCCUCGAUGCCAACGCUAAGCCUUGAAAUAUGACAUAAACGCACAACCUAGCGUGAAAUCGGCUUAAAACACGAGAAUCAACACCUCAAACGGCUCAAGAAUAGGGGUAAAAACAUGAGUAAUCAAUGGUCUAUCAAAAU